Messenger RNA from Vigna angularis (adzuki bean), 1218 nucleotides. RefSeq names its product elongation of fatty acids protein 3-like. NCBI's taxonomy places the organism in Eukaryota, Viridiplantae, Streptophyta, Magnoliopsida, Fabales, Fabaceae. Gene Ontology annotation, biological process: very long-chain fatty acid biosynthetic process; fatty acid elongation, monounsaturated fatty acid; fatty acid elongation, polyunsaturated fatty acid. The transcript has a single exon. The record is from RefSeq and is a predicted model, not a curated record. The coding region runs from base 133 to 1005 and encodes 290 amino acids. Gene Ontology annotation, molecular function: fatty acid elongase activity. Gene Ontology annotation, cellular component: endoplasmic reticulum membrane.
ACACUUUCCAUCACAUUUUAAUGUCCGCCAAGUCCCUACUCUUGAAUUGAUUUUUCACUCUUCAGUUUCAGAGUCUAACCUUUUCCAAGUUCCAACCAGACAGAAAGACGAAAUGUGAAAGCACUCUUCACGAUGCCCAAGGCGCCACCGCCACUAAUCUACUAUCUCUCGGAGCACCCCUCCAUCGUGGGGUUCCGGUGGAGCCAUGCCCAAUCAUGGGGCGCCACGUGGUCCUUCCUCUUCUAUUCCAUCGCCACCUACCUCAUCCUCUCGCUCUUCCUCCACCUCUCGCUUGUUCUUUUCCGCCGCCACCGUCCCAUCCCCAUCGGCCCCCUCGCGGCACUUCACAGCCUCUCCAUGUCCCUCGCCUCCGUCACCAUCUUCGCCGGAAUCCUAAUAUCUACCGCCGCCGAGAUCCGCGACACCCGGUGGUUCUGGCAGCGGUCCAAAACCCCACUGGAGUGGCUCCUCUGCUUUCCUCUGGGAACCCGCCCCUCCGGCCGCGUCUUCUUCUGGUCCUACGUCUAUUACCUCUCCCGCUUCCUCCACAUGUUCCGAACCCCUCUCACCAUCCUACGACGCCGCAGGUUGUCGUUUUUCCACCUCCUGAACCACUCCAUCUCCGCUUUCGCUUCCUUUCUCUGGCUGGAAUUCUCGCAGUCCUUUCAGGUCCUGGCCAUCCUCUUCGCCACCCUUGUCUACGCCCUCGUUUACGCCUACCGCUUCUGGACCGCCAUAGGUCUGCGCGGCGCGUGCUUCCCCUUCGUCCUCAACUGCCAGAUCGCGCUCCUCGCUUGCAAUGUGGCGUGUCACGUCGGCGUCUUCUUCCUCCACUUCUUCUUCAAAGGCGGCUGCAACGGGAUUGGCGCGUGGCUCUUCAACUGCGUCCUGAACCUCGCUCUUCUCACGCUCUUUCUCAACUUCUACGUGAGGAUGUACGUCGGAAAAAGAAGAAUGCUGAGGAGCGUUGCUCCUUCGCUUGCGGAAGCGCGUGACUUCAAAUAAGUUGAACUGUAAAAUGAAAAUUAAAAAUAAGACACAGGUGGUUGCAGUUUGGGUCCCAAAGUGUUUUGUCCUUUGGUAAUGUUGAUGAUCACUUUUAGUACAUAAUAGAUGAACGAAGAUGUUAUUACACAAUAGAAGUAAAUUGUAACUUUUUCUUUUAAAUUUUGAGUACUAAUUAUGAUUUUUUACAUAAUAUAUAUUUUUUGUGUAUUA